Molecule: messenger RNA, 1611 nt
Organism: Eremomyces bilateralis CBS 781.70
Lineage: Eukaryota; Fungi; Ascomycota; Dothideomycetes; Eremomycetales; Eremomycetaceae
Product: cell wall glucanase
Exons: 3
Coding region: 252-1385 (377 amino acids)
Biological process (GO): fungal-type cell wall organization; carbohydrate metabolic process
Cellular component (GO): fungal-type cell wall
Molecular function (GO): hydrolase activity, hydrolyzing O-glycosyl compounds; glycosyltransferase activity
Source: RefSeq, a predicted model, not a curated record
AGUCGCUCUCUUAUCAGUUAUCUGUGAUCUGAUCUAUCUCUCGUUUUGCUGUCAUCGUACACCCCCUUCCUCGUGCCAUUUCGCUCACUUUGCACGCCGCCUGUGUCGCGCUGCUAUACCCUCAUUUCACCGUCGCGAAUUCAGUACGAGUCUACUCUCCCGCAAAUCAGUGUCUGGAACACUUCGCACGCGGUUGACUUUCAUUUAACCCUCGAAAUCCACUCAUAUACUUCCUCCCCCCAACCAUCACGAUGUACUCUCUCGCCUUCCUUUCCCUCGCUCUCCUCUCCCUUCUCCCAACCUCCCUCGCUCAAACCCAUACGAAUUGUGACCCUCUCACACGGACCGAUUGUCCUGUGCAUACAGCGCUGGGGACCAACGCGACCUUCGAUUUUCAGAAGCACCAAGCGGACGAUAAAGUCUGGAACACCACCAACGGGAAGGUGAAUUUCACCCCCGACGGAGCCCAGUUCACCAUCAAAGAGCGGCUGGAAUCCCCCACCAUGCAAUCGACGUUUUACAUCUUAUUUGGUCGUGUGUCGUCUAUUGUCCGGGCCGCCCCCGGCCAGGGAAUUAUCAGUUCGGUGGUCAUCCAGGCGGAAACAUUGGAUGAGAUCGACUGGGAAUGGCUCGGCUCCAACACGACCAGCGUGCAGAGCAAUUACUACGGCAAGGGCGACGAAUCUUAUGGGGGCCGCGGCGGUAUCCAUGAUAUGGUUGACCCGACGGCCGACUAUCACAACUACACCACCGUCUGGACCAAGGAAAAGCUCGAAUGGUGGCUCGACGGCAACAUCAUCCGCACUUUGAAGUACGAGGAUGCAAAAGACGGUACUCGCUUUCCCCAGACCCCCUCUACCGUCCGUAUUGGCAUCUGGCCGGCCGGCGACCUGCAGAACCCCGAUGGCGUCCGAGAAUGGGCCGGCGGCGAUGUCGACUACAGCAAAGGGCCUUUCACCAUGACUGUCCGGUCCGUCUACGUCGAGGACUUCACCUCCGGCGCCACGUACGCAUACGGCGACACCUCCGGCAACUGGCAGUCCAUCAUCGUCACCCAGGGAGAGUCCGAGGCCGCCAAGGAGAUCUACACGCCCCAUGGCGUCUCCGGCCGCUGGAAUGCCCUGCCGAAGACCACGCGCAUCGCCAUCAUCGCCAGCAGUUUAGGCGGCCUGGCCCUCGUGCUGCUCGCCAUGACGUGGUGCUGCAUCCGGCAGCGCCGCGCCGGGAAGAAGGAGCGCAUCAUCGCUGACGCCGAGUUCGCCAAGGGCGAGAACGAGCUGAUGGAUUAUCGGCGGCACAUGCAGAACGGUGGGUUCGCGAUGCAGGGGGGCGUCGGCCACGCUCCGCCGCAGCCCGUGUAUCAUCUACCGAAUAAUCGAUUCUGACGAACCGGAGAAUCUACGCGUGGAGCUAUGUGGUGAUGGACGAUUUUACUAACGUUGGAUAUUCUUUGGGUUGGUGGGUGUGGAUCUGGAGUUAAAUGAUCUAGACUCGAUCUAGGAGACGGUCGAUCGCAGCCUCUUAUUUUUGAAUGCGCAUUCAGCGCAUUUGUCUUUUCUUCCGAUUUUCGUACAAGCCUCCGCCCUCCGCGAGCGUUUGUCACUUAUUCUU